CAUUAUAAGAUAAGCAUGAGAUACCCUCACAAGGCCGGCUCUGUGAUCAGCCUACUUUUAAGAAUUUCAAUGAGUCAAUCUACAAUUGAAUGUUGCCACGUCAGCAACGCGUGGCCAUUAAAAUCAAAGUUGCCGGAAUUUGAUCCCUCGGUUUUGAUGGAAACCCAAUAAUUCUCAGGCUAUUCUUUUGCUAUCCUCGAGGAAUUUUGAGUGGUUGCGGAAAUGCAAACUCACCUCGAAUAACAGUCCCAAUCAUUUUGGCCCGGAGUUGAAAGGUUUGAAUCCCCGUUUAUAACACAAGGGGCUUACAGAUUCACAGGGGUUUUCUUGAAGAUUUAUGAUCCGUGAUUAUGUCGGGCGGAGGGGCUGGCAGUGUUGGGCAAGGUAAUGUGGCUCCACAAAAGCCAUGGGAGCGCAGUGGAAGCUCAUCUGGCCCUUCUCCAUUCAAGCCUCCUUCAAAUGGUCCCACAAGAACUGUUAUACAGGCAGCUGAAGAUGCAAAAACUGGAGAGAAGAAUUUGGAUACUGAAAGAAGUGUGUCUGUUGCUAACAGAAGUAACGUUGGUAGACCUAUGCCAGUAAGACCCUGGGAACAAAAUCGUGGGGUAGGCUAUGGAAAUAACUAUGGAGGGCUUCGUCCUAUGCCUAGUUAUAAUUCAGCCUAUGGCGGCUCUAUGACACCUUACAAUUCAGGAUAUUCUUCUGGUAUGUAUGGAUCGAACAAUACAUAUGGUGGAUUAGGAGGAUAUGGAGGUGCAAUAGGAGGAUACAACAGUGGUCUUUAUGGCAACAAUAUGGCCAGAGGAUAUGGUGGAAUGUUCAAUAAUGGAAUGGGAGGACCAAUGGGUGGAUAUGGCCUUGGCCCUGGAGGUCCCUAUGCGAAUGGGAAUGGAGAUCCAAAUGAUCCAUAUGGUGGACCUCCAUCCCCACCGAGCUUUUGGCAGUCUAUGCUGAAUGCGUUGCAUGGUGUUGUGAGUUUCUUUGGUCGAGUUGCCAUCCUUGUUGAUGAGAACACUCAGGCAUUUCACUUUUUUAUAAAUGCUCUUCUCCAGCUGUUUGACCGUACAGGUGUAUUGUAUGGAGAAAUUGCUCGGUUUGUGCUGAGGUUGCUUGGAAUUCGGACAAAACGAAGAGGCAUGUCCAAGCCUGGAUCAAGAUCAAUUGCUGGUCAAGAGACACCUGAAAAAUACUACAUUGAAGAACCAAAAGGCGCAAGUGCUGCCUGGGAAAAUGUUUGGGAGGAUGAAGGUGGCAGGCAACAAUAAUCAGUUGCAGGAUAUGCCAUAUUGAUCCGAUCAAAGUGUAUUCCCCCUAUUUGUUUAUAGAAUAUCAACCAUCAAAAAAAUCUCAGCUCUUGUCUUUGUGCAUUCAGCGGCUUUCCAGUCUGAUAUACCAAUCAAGUGUAGAGUGCAGCAAUGUAAGAGCUUGCCAUUUAAAAGCAUCUGGGAAAUCAGAGGGCUGUUGAGGCACACUCAAGGCAGCUAGAAGUGGUCUGUCAUUGUAUCUCAUAUGAUGAAUGAUAGUUAUUAGCAACUAUUAUAGAAAAUUUUAGUUGUAGACGGUCAAGAGAAAUUUGGCCUAGUUUUGAGCUUCACGUCCAAACAUUUACCCUUUUGUAACAAGGGAUAAAUGUUAUCUGAUCAUUUUUUUCAAGUGCAAGUUCUUUGCUCUUAGUUUCGUCAUAAGGUUCUGUGCCAUACGUGUAUAAAUAAUUAUGACAUUUGAGUGACUGAAACUAAUGUCUAUGGUCUGCUAUAGAGGCUUAAUAUUUGCAGCAAUCUCAUUAGGCUUGUAAUGCUUUUGCAAAAGAUAGAGAUAAAACAUUUUACAGGUUAAACAAAUUACAAGGCUUUCUUGGUAAA
This is a messenger RNA of Cryptomeria japonica (Japanese cedar), 1862 nucleotides long. Its product is annotated as peroxisomal membrane protein 13. The record is from RefSeq and is a predicted model, not a curated record. Gene Ontology annotation, cellular component: peroxisomal importomer complex; peroxisome; peroxisomal membrane. NCBI's taxonomy places the organism in Eukaryota, Viridiplantae, Streptophyta, Pinopsida, Cupressales, Cupressaceae. The transcript is spliced from 5 exons. Bases 351 to 1265 code for a protein of 304 amino acids. Gene Ontology annotation, biological process: protein import into peroxisome matrix, docking.